AUGCCACCUGAGAUCUCGCUCGUCGGCGUCGACUGCAAUAUAGCAUCGAUAAAUGGCCUUGUAAAUAUUGGCACUCAUCGGCUGCAUGUCCAAGUCGCCGGCCCACCCCGAAAGGAUGAUCAGGACCUCAUCAUCUUCAUCCACGGCACAGCCAGCCUCCUCGAGUCAUACGCAGCUACGGUAAGAGCCCUGGCCACCAAGCAUCGGGUCCUAGUAUUCUCUCGAUCUGGACUUGGCUACUCUGACCCUAGACCCUCAACCAACGACGAACCAACCCCGCCGACACUCGACGACAUCGCCAUAGAGCUCAGCUCCCUGCUCUCUACUCUGAACCUCAAACCACCCUUUGUCCUCGUCGGCCACUCCUGGGGUGGCAUGAUCUCUACGCACUGCAUCGCCAACACUUCCUCCGGCGUUAACAUCCCAGUCCGCGGCCUCGUCAUCCUCGACGGCGGCGCCCCAACUCACACCACCACCUCACCAGGCCCCUACAACUCCUUCGCCGAAGACCCCGGCACACCCUGGGCCCAUCCCUGCGUCCAGCAGGUGAUUCAAGGCAUCGUAACCUUUGACCGCAUGAACCCCUUACCCAAACUCGCCCUGAAUACCACCGAGCACGAAGCGCUCCGCCACGCCAUGUCCCGCUCCCAGCACGCCAAAGGCGCCCAAAUCGAAUUUCAAGCCCUCUUCAACUCCUACACCCCCUUCAAAGCCCACGGCUACCUCGACGCCUCUCCCACCACCAUCUCCAGUCCCACCCCCAUUCUCAGCCCCACCAUCCCCCUCGCCCUAGUCCACUGCCAAGCCUACCUCGAAUUCGACUCCCUCAUCGCCGAAGGCCUCUCACGAGGCAACGGCACGCCGUCCGAGCGAACAGACGCGCAGAACCUGCUCAAGACCUGGAAGGAGGACACGCUCGCGAACCAGCGCCAGUUUUUGCGGUUGCAGCCGGAUGAGAAGCUGAGGAGGGCGAGCAUGGCGAGGGAGGGCACCACGCAUAAUGUCCAUACCCAGGAUCCGGCGAGUAUUCUGGGGGCGGUGGAGUGGGUUUUGGCGACGAGGGCGGAACUUGUUGGGUCGUGA
Cyphellophora europaea CBS 101466 is the source of this 1083-nucleotide messenger RNA. RefSeq lists its product as uncharacterized. The transcript has a single exon. NCBI's taxonomy places the organism in Eukaryota, Fungi, Ascomycota, Eurotiomycetes, Chaetothyriales, Cyphellophoraceae. Bases 1 to 1083 code for a protein of 360 amino acids. The record is from RefSeq and is a predicted model, not a curated record.